AUGGCUCUGAGUGGCAACUGUAGUCGUUAUUAUGCUCGAGAACAAGGGGCUGCAGUUCCCAACUCCUUCCCUGAGGUCGUGGAGCUGAAUGUUGGGGGUCAAGUUUAUUUCACUCGCCAUUCCACAUUAAUAAGCAUCCCUCAUUCCCUCCUGUGGAAAAUGUUUUCCCCAAAGAGAGACACAGCUAACGACCUAGCCAAGGACUCCAAGGGAAGGUUUUUCAUUGACAGAGAUGGAUUCUUGUUCCGUUAUAUUCUGGACUAUCUCAGGGACAGGCAGGUGGUCCUGCCUGAUCACUUUCCAGAAAGGGGAAGACUGAAAAGAGAAGCUGAGUACUUCCAGCUCCCAGACUUGGUCAAACUCCUGACCCCCGAUGAAAUCAAGCAAAGCCCAGAUGAAUUCUGCCACAGUGACUUUGAAGAUGCCUCCCAAGGAAGUGACACGAGAAUCUGCCCCCCUUCCUCGUUGCUCCCUGCUGACCGCAAGUGGGGUUUUAUUACUGUGGGUUACAGGGGGUCCUGCACCAUGGGCAGAGAGGGGCAGGCGGAUGCCAAGUUUCGGAGAGUUCCCCGGAUUUUGGUUUGUGGAAGGAUUUCCUUGGCGAAGGAGGUCUUUGGAGAAACUUUGAAUGAGAGCAGAGACCCUGACCGAGCCCCAGAAAGAUACACAUCCAGAUUUUAUCUCAAAUUCAGGCAUCUGGAAAGGGCUUUUGAUAUGUUGUCAGAAUGUGGAUUCCACAUGGUGGCCUGUAACUCCUCAGUGACAGCAUCUUUCGUCAACCAAUAUACAGAUGACAAGAUCUGGUCAAGUUACACCGAGUACGUCUUCUACCGUGAGCCUUCCAGGUGGUCAUCUUCACACUGUGAUUGCUGCUGCAAGAAUGGCAAGGGUGACAAAGAAGGAGAGAGUGGCACCUCCUGCAACGACCUCUCCACCUCCAGCUGCGACAGCCAGUCUGAGGCCAGCUCUCCCCAGGAGACAGUCAUCUGUGGGCCCGUGACACGCCAGACCAACAUCCAGACUCUGGACCGUCCCAUCAAGAAGGGCCCCGUCCAGCUGAUCCAGCAGUCAGAGAUGCGACGGAAAAGUGACCUGCUCCGGACUCUGACGUCCGGCUCCAGGGAGUCGAACAUGAGUAGCAAAAAAAAAGCUGUUAAGGAAAAGCUGUCAAUUGAGGAAGAGCUGGAGAAAUGUAUCCAGGAUUUCCUAAAGAUCAAAAUUCCAGAUAGGUUCCCAGAGAGAAAACACCCUUGGCAAUCUGAACUUUUACGGAAGUAUCAUCUAUAG
Messenger RNA from Budorcas taxicolor (takin), 1287 nucleotides. It is a transcript of the gene KCTD16, whose product is annotated as potassium channel tetramerization domain containing 16. The record is from RefSeq and is a predicted model, not a curated record. Gene Ontology annotation, molecular function: protein binding. Bases 1 to 1287 code for a protein of 428 amino acids. The transcript has 2 exons. Gene Ontology annotation, cellular component: postsynaptic membrane; presynaptic membrane. NCBI's taxonomy places the organism in Eukaryota, Metazoa, Chordata, Mammalia, Artiodactyla, Bovidae. Gene Ontology annotation, biological process: protein homooligomerization; regulation of G protein-coupled receptor signaling pathway.